This is a messenger RNA of Closterium sp. Yama58-4, 2826 nucleotides long. The record is from the annotation of a GenBank genome assembly. NCBI's taxonomy places the organism in Eukaryota, Viridiplantae, Streptophyta, Zygnematophyceae, Desmidiales, Closteriaceae.
AUGGCGAAGGGCAUCCAUCUUGAAGCAGACAGCACCACCCAGGAGUUCAAGCUGUACCACGGAAAAGGCGGCCUCUACAUCGGAAAGGCGAUCCUCAAGAACAACGUCUUCGUCCUUGACUUCGUCCCCGAUCUUGGCACUGCCGACAGCGACGCCAUCGUCAACUUCACCGACUGGAUACACCCUCCAGAUCUUGAUCCAGAUUUCAGUCCCGGCGGCUUCUGGUACUCCCACACCAUCCCUGAAACAGAACGAACAAGAGCAUUAGCGACAAUUCAGCAAUCGGCAACAGCAGAGACAACAUCGGCAGCAGCAGAGACAACAUCGGCAGCAGCAGAGACAACGACAGCAGCAGCAGGAACAUCAACACCAGUCGCCGGUCCUUCAACGGCAUCACUCCUCAUCGACGAUACACCUCCGACACCAGCACAACAGCUUAACCCGGCACGACGAGAAGCCCACCGAAGCGCUAACAUCACCGUCGGCUUCUAUUCGAACUCCGAUAUAUACCGACGUUCACCCGGACAUCGCACCAGCGAAGAAACCUGGCACGCAAGGAUGGGACACCCAAGCAACACAGUGUUAAACAACACGAUAAGAGCAGGCGUGCUCGACAAAGACUCACUCAUGUUAACCGACGGCAGAGAACUUCAGCGAGCCCGUGGAACGUGCUUCACCUGCCCUGAAGCAGACUUACCGCAUCAGCCGUUCCCUUCACACCACAACCCAAGCGCACCCGCAUACGCACCACUCGAAAAGGUGUACAGCGACAUCUUGUACAACCGCGAGCCCGGACAAAACGCAUACAACUACACCAUCACCUUCAUCGACGCCACCACUCGAUACGUCUGGCAUCUAAACCUUCCCAGCCGUGACAUGGCCUUCGAAGCCUUCUUGGCGUGGCUUCCUGCAGCGGAAAGAGAAUCAGGUGCGAAGCUGAAAAGCUUCCAGUCAGACGGGGGAGGAGAAUACACCUCACAGAGACCGCCAGCAGCACGAGCCGGCCGAUUCUCCCAACGCGCACAAUGGGGACUACACCUGGGCAUCGAAAAACACUACAACGCAUGGAAGAUCUUUGACGUCGCGACAAAAGAAACAGUGGCAGCACGUGAUGUCAUUUUCUACGAGCGGCUCACACUGCCAACGUACCUUGCCAACCUGGGCGAGAACCAAGACCCCACAGGUGGAUUUCGCGGAGACCGAGCCUUCUCCUCGGCAGAAGACGAAGCAGAUUGGGACGAGCAGAACGUGGAAGGAGCCUCGGAAGAAGCCGGACCACUUCCAUACUGCUCAGUUGACAUCCCGAUGGACGACGAAAAUCCUCGCGAAAGCAUCAACGUCGAAACGUAUUACCACUUCGCCGACAACGGCUACGUUACACCUGCACAGUCCACGGGGCAGCACGACAUUCCUAAGGAGCCUGCAACGGUUCAGCAGGCUCUGGGGGGGGAGCACAAGGAGAAAUGGCGUGAAGCCAUGGACAGGGAACUAAAGGCACUGGAAGAGCGCAACACGUGGAAAGUCGUUCCGAUCAGCGUAGCACGAAACAAGACAAUUCUUACCGGGAAAUGGGUCUUUCGUGUGAAAACGAAAGCAGACGGCACCAUCGAGAAAGAUCUUCGUGGAACACCGCACGGCACCAACGGAGAACCGAACAAGAUCUGUCAACUACUGAAAUCGCUCUACGGGAUUAAGCAAGCCCCGCGGCUAUGGCAGCAGUAUCUACACGCCCGUCUCAUCCGCAUUGGAUUCAAGCAACUGCCCCACGAUCAAGGGAUGUACCGGCUUACGAAGAACAACGACUACGUCUUACUAAUCGUCUAUGUAGACGACCUCCUCUACAUCGGCUCGACCGACGACAUCACCACCUGGUUCGAAGGGGAGCUGCAGCAGGACCUCACGCUCACGGUUUCAUCUACAGUCACACAGUACCUUGGGCUCAACAUCCGAGAAGAAGAAACUGCAAUCUACCUCAGCGCCGAAAAGUACGCCGACACCAUCGCCAAUCGUUUCGCUCUCACACCGACCGCGAUCUCCACGCCAUACCGCUACACGACAGGAACUGACAAGGGAGGAUCUACUCUACUGAAGCCCGCCGGCAUACGCGACUACCAGAGAAAGCUGGGCUGUCUUCUCUUCGCAGCUGUCACCUGCCGCCCCGACCUCUCAUAUUCCGCAAGCCAGCUCGCUACCUACCUCAAAAGGCCCGAAGCAGAACACCUGGCGGAGCUCGACCGCGCUCUUCACUACUUCGUCAGCACUCCAACGAUCGGCCUAACGUAUCACAGGAAUGCAACUACACCGACUAAGCUAAUCGGUUAUGUCGAUGCCGAUCACGCCGGCGAUUCCGACAAUAGGCGAUCCCGCACCGGCUACAUCUACCGCCUCGAGCCUAUCGGUCCUAUCUCCUGGCAGUCGAGUAAGCAAGAACUAAUCGCCCUCUCAUCAGCUGAAGCAGAAUAUAUCGCACUCUGCUCAGCCACCAAGGAAGGACUUUACCUUCGCGAGCUGCUGGAAGAAGCGAAGUUGGCCGAGUUACCUAAUUUCACUCUGUUCUGCGACAACCAAUCUGCAAUUCGCAUCGCCAACAAAAGUGGGUUCGCGAACAGAACGAAACAUAUCGCCCUGCGAUAUUUCUUCGUGAAAGACGAGAUCGAGAAGGGGAGACUUGAACUAUCCUAUUGUCCCACAUCCGAGAUGGCAGCCGACUAUUUGACCAAGAAGCUCGGAAAGCAGAAGUUCGAGUACUGCAUGCUGCUGACUGGACAAGGCCACGUCACCUGCAGCGACACUCCAGAAGCGAAGGGGAGUGUUGGAAACAAGUAA